CCGUAAAUAAAUAAACAAACAUAUCGGAAAAAAAAUCAUUACAACCAAACGACAUAAAUAAAUGUCGCAACCGGAACCGAAUUCAACUUCUCGAGGGAAAACUCGAAGAGACGGAGGCAAACAAUCCUUGUAUAGACCAACACGGGACGAAAGAGAUCGCUCGGGUUAUAAUUCAGGCUAUCGUGGUAAAAGUAGACAAGCUGCUAAUGUCGAUGCUGCACCUCCUACAAUCCUUUUGAAAACAAGAGCCAACGAUACUCGAAGCUUAUCUCCUGUCCAACAGGUGAAACCUUCAGGAUCAUUGGCUAGCGGGGAAAAUUUAUCGAGAGAUGCAUUCAAGGUUCAUGCAAGAAAAGAUGCUUCAGACAAUACAGCUGUGCUUAAUAUGUCGACCCCAGUCAAAUUUCUCAGCGAGGAUUUGAUAUUUCAGGACUCUCUUCACGAUUUCCUUACCGACAAUUGUGAGUUUCUAGUCAUAGGUUGUGUUGGCCUACAGUGGUCUGGCAAAUCAUCUGUCCUUUCUCAUCUAGCAUCUUCAAAUUGUAGAACAUUUGUAAAGCAAACAGUUUUCUCUGUUGCAACGUCAAGCCUCCAAAUGAAAGGUUUAUCUGGAACAAUAGGACUGGAUGCCUUUGUAACUGGAGAUCGUAUCAUCUGGUUAGACUGCCAACCGUUACUUUCUGCAGCAAUUGCAGAAAGGGAAAUUGCCACAAAUUACAACAAAGAUGGAUAUAAGGAGAUUCAUCCAAAAUUGGAAUCAUCCUGUGUAGGAACAUCGGUGGAGGUAGAAUCACUGCAAUUAUUAUCAUUCCUCUACUGCAUAUGCCACAUCCUUAUUGUGGUGCAAGAUUCACUGGGAGAUCCAAACCUCAUCAGGUUACUUCAAACAGCUGAAAUGCUAAAACCAAAUUUGGCCAAUGAUGACACUGUUGCCGACCAUAUGCCCCACUUGGUGACGAUUUACAAUCGGGCGCAACCGAGCGAUCUUGUACCUGAGAUGCUGAAACAAACUCACAAAUUUUAUAAAAUGGCAUUUAAGAAAUCACGACUGCAGAUAUCAAGCGAACAGUUUGGUGAUUUGCAGAAAACUGAUGAAGCCAAUUUUGUUUCAUUACUUGAUUGGACAGCUGCCAACAAUCAAUGGACAAGCUAUGAGGAAACCAUUCCAUCUUUAAAAGCAAAAUUGCUGGCUCUUCCCAGACAUUCAUUUGGUCCCACCGGCCUUACUGAAAAAUCCUGGUUUUCCUUUGCCAUCAAAGCUUGGGAAGCAGUAAGAAAAUCCAUGUUGAUGAUGGAAUACGCCAGGUUACUGCAAUAAAUGAACCUAUUUAGCCGAUAACCAGAUUCAAAUAAAAAAGAAACUUGUCUGCA
This is a messenger RNA of Daphnia carinata, 1371 nucleotides long. RefSeq names its product nonsense-mediated mRNA decay factor SMG9-like. The coding region runs from base 62 to 1318 and encodes 418 amino acids. NCBI's taxonomy places the organism in Eukaryota, Metazoa, Arthropoda, Branchiopoda, Diplostraca, Daphniidae. The record is from RefSeq and is a predicted model, not a curated record. The transcript has 5 exons. Gene Ontology annotation, biological process: nuclear-transcribed mRNA catabolic process, nonsense-mediated decay.